AUGAAGAAGUUUGAAUGGUGUCCUCUAUGCCAUCAUUCAAAUGGAGAGCGCCGAUGCAGAUAUAUUUUUGAGGAUCUGCUAGGUAAGAAAUUCUCGCCAUGUAGGGCUAAGUUCUUAGAUGGGCUACACUUGGAUGGAUAUAAUGAGGAAUUGCGUCUUGCAUUCGAAUUUCAUGGUCCUCAACACUAUCAUAACAAUAGUCUAUAUCAUCGGGAGAAUGAAACUUUAGAAAUACAAAAGAUACGCGAUCAGAAGAAGCGGGGCAUCUGCAAGAAUCAAGAAAUAUGCCUCAUCGAAGUUCCCUAUACAGCUGAUCUCCUGUCCUAUAUCAGACAUGCUCUAAUCGAGAAAGGGUUCUUGAAAGAGGCGAAGAAUUAA
Molecule: messenger RNA, 378 nt
Organism: Funneliformis geosporum
Lineage: Eukaryota; Fungi; Glomeromycota; Glomeromycetes; Glomerales; Glomeraceae
Source: the annotation of a GenBank genome assembly